This is a messenger RNA of Perca flavescens (yellow perch), 2515 nucleotides long. RefSeq names its product TEA domain family member 3 b (gene tead3b). Lineage: Eukaryota; Metazoa; Chordata; Actinopteri; Perciformes; Percidae. Gene Ontology annotation, cellular component: transcription regulator complex. The transcript has 13 exons. The record is from RefSeq and is a predicted model, not a curated record. The coding region runs from base 219 to 1376 and encodes 385 amino acids. Gene Ontology annotation, molecular function: DNA-binding transcription factor activity, RNA polymerase II-specific; RNA polymerase II cis-regulatory region sequence-specific DNA binding. Gene Ontology annotation, biological process: hippo signaling; embryonic organ development; regulation of transcription by RNA polymerase II.
CGGGGUCGGGCCCAGGGGGAGCCGCCACCAUUGCGUCCAACGAGUGGAGUGCCAACGGUAGCCCAGAAGAUGGGCUGGAUGGGGAAAACGAGGACAAGACCAUUGACGGGGACGCCGAGGGCGUGUGGAGCCCAGACAUCGAGCAGAGCUUCCAGGAGGCCCUCGCCAUCUACCCUCCCUGUGGCAGGAGGAAAAUCAUCCUAUCAGAUGAGGGGAAGAUGUAUGGUCGCAAUGAAUUGAUAGCAAGGUACAUCAAGCUGAGGACGGGCAAAACCCGCACAAGAAAACAGGUGUCUAGUCACAUACAGGUGUUAGCACGGAAGAAAGUUCGUGAAUACCAGGCGGGUAUAAAGGCGAUGAAUUUGGAUCAGGCGUCUAAAGACAAAGCCCUGCAGAACAUGGCAGCACUGUCGUCUGCACAGAUCGUCUCCCCGAGUAUGAUAAAGAAUCACCUUCCAACAAUGCCUCCUGCCUCCUACCAACCACCCAGAUUCUGGCCUGCUAUCCCAGGACAGCCUGGACCUUCUCAGGAGCUGAUUCUAGAUCUCAACCAGGGGAGGACUCCUGGGCUUGGCCGCACCAGCCAUGCUAUCAAACCUUUUGCACAGCCCCCAUACCCAAGCCUAUCAGGUCCUGUACAACAAUCCAUACCAAGUUAUGAGCCUUUGGCACCUCCUCCUCCUCCAUCUGCUACUGCAGUGCCAGUGUGGCAGGACCGGACCAUCGCCUCCUCCAAGCUACGGAUGCUGGAGUACUCAGCCUUCAUGGAGGUCCAGAGAGACCCAGACAACUACAGCAAACACCUGUUUGUCCACAUUGGACAGACUAACCCCUCCUACAGCGACCCGCUCCUCGAGGCCGUGGACAUCCGGCAGAUCUACGACAAGUUCCCUGAGAAGAAGGGCGGCCUCAAAGAGCUUUAUGAGAAAGGCCCUCAGAAUGCUUUCUUCCUAGUUAAAUUCUGGGCGGACCUGAACAGUAGCGGCAUGCAGGACGGCCCUGGCUCUUUCUACGGUGUCAGCAGCCAGUACAGCAGCCUCGAGAACAUGACCAUCACGGUUUCAACCAAAGUCUGCUCGUUUGGCAAGCAGGUUGUGGAGAAAGUAGAGACAGAAUAUGCCCGCCUGGAGGGAGGAAGGUGUGUUUACAGGAUCCACCGCUCUCCUAUGUGCGAGUACAUGAUCAACUUUAUCCACAAACUCAAACAUUUGCCUGAAAAAUACAUGAUGAACAGUGUUCUUGAAAACUUCACUAUUCUACAGGUGGUGACGAACCGCGACACCCAGGAGACCUUGCUCUGUAUAGCGUUUGUUUUUGAGGUUUCUACAAGUGAACAUGGAGCUCAGUAUCAUGUCUACAGACUUGUUAAAGACUAACAGCUCCUCAGGGAGGUUUUGGAAAAGCCAGACAAAAGCGUGACACAAUCUCUCUUCGACCGUCAACCAUCCAGGAAAAACUACAACAACAAAAAAACAUAAAAGAAAUGCUACACCGAACUAACAUGGACACAAUAUGCUUUAAAAGAAGUUGUCUUGUUCACAAGGAAAAAAAAGAGUGAAUCUCAACGUGCCAACGCGCAAAGAAAUUUUGAAGAAUUACGGAUUUUUCGAACAACCAGCUAUUUUCCAUGUGUUUAAACAUGCUUUAGAUGAAGUGGGUCACUUUUGCCGAGGUCAUUGAUGGAGCUUGAAAUGUUUUUAUUGAGGGAACGAGAAUGUGCUUAGGGUUGGAAAGACUCUAUAGUAUUCAAGGUGAUCACACUCGGAGCAAUAAGAGAAGUGUAUAUAAGAUUGAAGAAGUAGAGAGAGAACAGGACCACGGAAGGGGAAAACCAGAGCCAAGUGGUGUUGUUGCAGUAGGUUGGUUAGGAAAGCAAGUGCCUUUUCUCCAAAGAUUAUAUCAUUGCCUGCCACUUUUGAUUGCCUUUUUUUACUACCUCUUGUUUUUAAACAAACAGUAAACAGUCAGACUGGUGUAUUUUGUCUGAAAUUUUUUUUUUGGAAAGAAACCUCUCAGAUUGACAUCUUUUGAGAUGUUUUUUUUGUAUUUGGGCACACAGAGGAAUGGGAUGGGAUAACUAAUUUUCAUGUAGCCUGUUGUUUUUACAAAAAGAUCGUCCCAAGUUUUACAGUCCACGUGUAUAGGGAGAAGGUUUAUUGUGUUACCGUACUAUUUAGGUUCUGCUUUUUUAUGUUUUAUUACACAAUUUAAAAAUCAGGUCUUACAAGCAUCUAUCUAUAACUGACUUUUGACACUAAAGAUGCCUUGUACCAUUGCUAGCCUGACAUAAAGCCAGGGCUUUGCCACCCUUCCCCUGUUAAUUCUUUCUGUUUGAAGACGUGUGCUUGGUUGCACUUAAAAGAUCAAGAAGGGGAGGUGAAGCAACAGCAGUGCUUAUUUUCUGCCUUGAGUUUGUUAUGUAGCCUUAUUAAAAAAAUGAACUGUUUCUGUACUGUGAGUCAGUGGAUGCUAAAGGAAUAUGUGUUACAUAGGAGUAUUUCUUUUUUUUUUUUUU